AUGUGCCAGUACUUCAGAUAUCAAGGAAUCUCUGACGACGUCAUAAGAUUAAGACUGUUUCCACAUACUUUAAGGGACAAGGCGAUUGAAUGGCUUGAUUCUCAGCUGAUAGCUAGCAUUACUACCUGGAAUGACCUAGCUCAGAAGUUCUGUACUAAGUUCUUCCCACAGGCCAAGAUAGCAAAGCUAAAGCACGACAUAUCUAUCUUUAGGCAAGCAUUGAAAUUAUAUGAGACAAUGGCUACAACCUCAGCAAUGUGGAGCAUGGAACGAGCAGUACCAAAGAAGACACCAGGAGUUUAUGAAGUGGAUGCAUAUUCAGUGUUAUCUGCUAAGAUUGAUUCCUUAUUUCACAAGAUGGAACACAUUACCCAGUUAGCUAACGCAGCGCAGACAAAGAAGGCAAAUUGUGAGGAAUGUGGAGCUGAGCAUGUGACAGCAGAAUGCCCAAUUUUGGCACAAGGAAAAGAGCAAAUGGCAGUUGCAUUAACAGGUAGAGCAUCCAGCAGCCUGUCAAGUAACACAGAAGUCAAUCCGAAAGAGCAUGCAAAGGCUAUAACAAUGAGAAGUAGAGUGGAAUUACCUGAGAGACAAGUGAAUAAUCCCAUGGCAAACAAAGAAGAGAUGUCUCCUGAAGUAGAAGAGAUUUUGGAGCAAAAAGAGCAGACAAAAGAGCCAACACCGAGAGCAAAUAAAGGAAACUCAAGGGAUAAAGAAACUGUAGCUGUGAACCCCUAUGAACCACCCAUAUCGAAGCUAGGAGACCAUGAGACAGUAAUGCUUACGGAGGAAUGCAGUGCUAGAAUCCAGAAAAAGCUCCUACCAAAACUGAAAGAUUCAGGGAGUUUCACUAUACCUUGCACAAUUGGUGAUUUUUAUUUUGAUAAAGCAUUAUGUGAUCUAGGUGUGAGUAUUAACUUGAUGCCACUCUCUAUUUUCAGGAAACUAGGAUUGGGAGAGCCUAAGGCAACCACAGUAACUCUACAGCUAGCUGAUCGAUCACUUACACAUCUACGAGGAAUUAUUGAAGAUGCAAUGAAAUACCCCAACGAGCCUGAAAGUUGUUUCCAGAUUGAAGUACUUGACAUAGGAAUCUCCUAUAAUUUUGAGUUGAAGAAACAGCCAAACAUUCAUGAGGCCUGUAUAGUACACUCUCCAUCCGUUCUUAUCGAUUCAAAGGAGAUUAAGACAUUCAAUGUGGGAUUUCAUACGGAUGAGGAGAGAAUGACAAAUCACUUGGAGAAAGACAGGGAUGAAAUUUAG
Messenger RNA from Olea europaea var. sylvestris, 1263 nucleotides. RefSeq lists its product as uncharacterized. Bases 1 to 1263 code for a protein of 420 amino acids. The transcript is spliced from 5 exons. The record is from RefSeq and is a predicted model, not a curated record. Lineage: Eukaryota; Viridiplantae; Streptophyta; Magnoliopsida; Lamiales; Oleaceae.